AUGCGGCCCCCUAAUCAAUCACACCAAGGUGGGGAGCUGUCCGCCAACGACCAUCCGCCCGACGGCGAGCUCGGCGACCAGGCGGCCGCGGCGGCUCAGGCCAGCCUGCGCUCCCUGAAGGACUUGCAGGCCGCCGAGGUGAGGAGCGCGCUGAGCUCGCUGCGGGACCUCCUCGUGCCGGAUGGGCCACCCGCGCCUCCCGUGAGAGGAGGCACCACUGGCCCGGCCGACGCGGAGGUCUGGCCGUGGGCCGCAGACUCCUUUGUGGCAGCUCCUCCCGCUCCUCCGUUCGCCGAGCCGGACAUGGCCGAUUCCCGAUGCGCGUCCUCCAGCCGCGCGCGCAGACUGCUCGUUGAGGGGGCGCUUGCAGAGCAGAUGCUGGCUGACGAGAUACUCUCGAUGAGUGUGCUCACGGGGCAGGCGCGCACCGAAGACCGCACAGGGCCUCGCCCGCGACGCGGCCGCGGCGGCGCUGCCGCCGCCCCUGGCGGACGCGCGGCGAAGGUCCCCAGCCGCAGCGGCAGCCUCGCGGCCGGUCGCCGCCACUGCGCCGGAAGGCCGACCCCUCCGGUGGCGGCGCCGGCGCACGCGGCGGACCUCCGGCGGCCCGCGGCCACGCCGGUGGCCCGGGAGCUCGGCCGCGGGGCGGUGUCGCAGGUCUCCGUGUCGCUGAGGAGGCCCGUGGACCACGACUGCUCCACUGAGCUUGCCCAGGGGCAUGGGCGACGGGGCGCGGCGCCCCAGGCUGCACGGGCCGGCUCCGUCGCCCCUCUCCCGGCCGACGAGCUCCGCGGGAGGGCGCGGGCCGUGUGCCACGCGGCCGCCGCACGGCAGCCGGGCCGGGCCAGGAGCAGGGCGGUCCUGCUCGCCGCCGCCGCCUCGCCGUCGGGGGACCGGGGCGGCCGGUGA
Messenger RNA from Prorocentrum cordatum, 909 nucleotides. NCBI's taxonomy places the organism in Eukaryota, Dinophyceae, Prorocentrales, Prorocentraceae. The record is from the annotation of a GenBank genome assembly.